This is a messenger RNA of Temnothorax curvispinosus, 2082 nucleotides long. It is a transcript of the gene Enoph, whose product is annotated as enolase-phosphatase E1. Bases 125 to 1945 code for a protein of 606 amino acids. The transcript has 4 exons. Gene Ontology annotation, molecular function: acireductone synthase activity; magnesium ion binding. Lineage: Eukaryota; Metazoa; Arthropoda; Insecta; Hymenoptera; Formicidae. The record is from RefSeq and is a predicted model, not a curated record.
GUUUAUUAAUGCGCUUUUUUAGGCGAAAAAGGACGAGGAAGAUAAAUUAGAUGGCUUUGUAGCGAUUACUGGCGAUAAGCCCGAAGAAGAAAAAGAUUCGCUUUUGAAAAAUAUUUUGUGGCAAAUGGAUAACGAUCGUAAGACAGGUGCAUUAAAGCAACUGCAAGGACAUAUGUGGCGUGAAGCGUAUAAAACAGGCACAGUUAAGGGACAUGUUUAUGAAGAUGUUCCUAAAGCGUUUGAAUCGUGGACAAAAAAUGGCAAAAAAAUAUACGUCUACUCAAGUGGCAGUGUUGAGGCACAGAAGCUCCUUUUCGGAUAUUCUGUACAUGGCGAUUUGCUUAAGUAUUUCAGUGGUUACUUUGACACAGAAGUAGGUGCAAAGCAAGAAAGUGACAGCUAUAAAAAUAUACUAAGUAAAAUCGGCGAGAAACCAUCUGAUGUUAUUUUUCUCACUGAUAUUGUAAAAGAAGCCGCAGCUGCGAAGGAAGCAGGUUUAUCAACAGUGAUCGUAGUACGUGAGGGUAAUUCUGUACUAACUGAUGAAGAGAAAGUUAAAUACACAACCAUUAAGUCUUUCUCGGACUUGACAUUUCAAACGUCUACAAAGCGGCAAAAGUUAGAAACAGCUGAUGACAAAGUUGAUGAAGGUACGGCUGACGAGCCAAUGGACACUUCUGAAGAUGUAGAGAUGUCAGAUGUCAACGAUAAAAAAGUUGAAAAAAACGAUGCAAAAGAAGUAAUUGAAUCGAUAGGAAAAGAAGGUGUAAAGGAUCAACCAUCAGAAGAUACUUCAAAUUCUUUAGGACAAGUGGAAGAAGCAAAAGAUGUUUCAAAUACUGAGCAGGAGAUGACAGAAUCUGAUGCCAAACUUAAGGAUAAAAAUGAGGAUACAGGUUCCUCUGAAAGUGCCAAAUGCACCGUGAAAGAUGACGCAACACUAGCCACAAAAGACAAUGAUAAAGACACUGUAGCAGAGAAGACUGAAGAAAAAUUAGAUACAAUCGCAACUGAAACUACUGCUGCUGCCGAUGAUUCUAUGGAUGUAUCUGUACCAGAGUCUGUAUCAAAGUCUGAGACCAUUCUCGCGUCUUCUGAGAAAAAGGUCGAAGAUUCUGUAGAUAUCGCAAAGGAUGUACAAGCUGAAGGUGUUGAUAAAAUUCAAACGGUUGAAAGUGACGAGAAAGCAGAUGGCAAUAAGUCACAAUCACAAACUUGUGACAAAAAUAUAGCGAACAAAUCUGAAGAAUGCUUGACAGUGAAAAAAGACGAAGUAAAAGAAGAAUCAAAGAUUACACCUGAAAGUGAGAAUAUUUUAGCAAAGAACGAACAAGAAGUAACAAAAGUGGAAACGACUGAUGUCACAGAAAAUGGAGAGGCCAUGGAAACAGCAGCGGAAAAAACUACGGUAUCUAUAACGGUAACAGAAGCAGAAGCAACAGUUACGGACGUAAGGAAAGAAACAACGCCAUCAACUGAAGUAUCUGCAGGAAAGAGUUCGGAAGUAACUGCAGAAUCCGAAAAAGUCGAUGAGAAAGUGGCCCAAGAAAUGGAAACAAAGACGACUGAUGCUGAUAAACGCGAGAACGAAACUACGCAGCAGGAGACAAUAAAAGAAAAGGAGACAGUGAAAGAAGAGAAUGUAGUGGAUACCAAGGACAAAAAUACAGUGGAUUCGGAAAAGCAAAAACUCAACGGAACCACACAGAACGGAAAUACGGAUGUGCCAGUGUUGGAUGACAAGUUACAUAGCAACGGACUGAAUGAAGGGCCAUCGAAGGAGGCGACGAAUGAAGACGCGGCAGCGCAAAACGGUGAGCCUGAGAGUUUGUCAGAAAGUAGUGCGGAAUCCAUAAAAGUUAAAAAAGUCGUCGAUUCCGCCGUAGCCGACGGUGCCGGAGAACCCGACGUUGUUCCUCCUGUAGUUGUAGCGGCGACAUCUUAACUUUGUUCUUAUACAGUUUAAGGAGCCCUUCAUGCAUAACCCCAAUCCAUGAGUACUUAUUCGCAGGUAUAAACUGAUAUUAAUUGAUCCCACAUAUACUUUAUGUAAAUCGUACUAUGUCAAAAAAAAAAAAAAAA